Cavenderia fasciculata is the source of this 951-nucleotide messenger RNA. RefSeq lists its product as uncharacterized. The transcript has 4 exons. The coding region runs from base 1 to 951 and encodes 316 amino acids. The record is from RefSeq and is a predicted model, not a curated record. NCBI's taxonomy places the organism in Eukaryota, Evosea, Eumycetozoa, Acytosteliales, Cavenderiaceae.
AUGAAGUCAAUAUUUGCUCAACAACCAGAAGCAAUUCAAUACUUUAAUUCACCAACUUUAGGUAUUAUCAAUUAUACAGUUCUAAGAUUAAGUGAUGGUGCAACAAUUUACAAUGUCUCCAAUACUGAUAAUCAACAAUACAACCUUUGGGGUUACCUAUCGACUGAUUACUCUGGUAACAUCGUCACUAUUGGUAACCUCCCACCAAACAAAGUCAAUGUUGUUGUUUAUAAUCCACAAGCAAAUGAAUAUAGUCUUCAAUAUGGUAAUGCAAACAUCCAAUUUGGAUAUUCAUUGGGUCUUCAAUCAUUUGUUUGGAACCAAAAAUACUCUGUAGUAUCAACUGCCGGUAUCGACUUUGGAACUGAUGUUUAUAGUACAUUGGCUAUCCUCAAUUUUGGAUUUGGUAAAACCUCUCAAAGUACACCAGUUGAUUUAGGGAUUAGUGAAAAUGCUACUGCAAGAUUUAAUGGUAAUCCAUUGGGUGCCUAUGAUGGAUCCAAUUAUUAUUAUAUUUUCUAUAAUCUUGGUUCCCAACUUGGUCUUGUUCGUUAUUCAUUUGCCGAUUCGUCAAUCCAAGCUGUCGAGAUUGAUGCUGUUGGUGGACCAAACUCUGCAACUCAAUCAUUGUAUUACUACAACGGUCAAGUCAUUUUGGCCACACUCACCCCUAAAUGGGGUGUCACCAUUGCAACGAUUGCUCCUGAAAGUGGUGACUUUGCCAUCAUCUACAAAGACGGCAACUAUCAAAAGAAGAGUUUCUCAGGCUUGGUCCAACCAUUUGUAUUUGACUCCAACACUGGUACUAUCACCAUUCUCAAUGUCAACGGUCUUAACCUCUUUGUCGAUAUCUUUUCUCUUUCUACUCUCCAAGUAAAGUCAUCAGUAUUUACAAACACAAUCCCAAUUGGUACACUUAGAACUAUUUCAGUUUCGGCUGGUCAAUUUUAA